GAUAUACGGGUCCUCUCACAAAAAUAGUACGGCACAAUCAGGUUCCGGUUUGUUUCACAAUUUCAGCCGUGUGAUGAGCUUCCACUGAGAAUUCAAAUUCGGUAGUUAAUUAUGAUCUCUUUUACCUGCACAGUCUCGACAAGGUCGUAUUGUUCGAGUAUCUUUGUAUGAUGGACAAGUAUGGUUUGAAGCGGCCUCCUCUAUCUCCACUGUCACCGUCGUCUAUACAACGAGGACAAAGGAGGCGUAUUCCUGCUAAUGAGUCUAGCGAUGGGUAUGGAAGCCGGGUUUGCAAAGAGAAUCAACACCCAAAUCUAACUGCACAAAAAAGUACUCCUGGAGACAGCGUUCUCACGGUGGAAAAUGAGUACAACUUUGUCAGAGAAGGUUGCCUUUCUCAUGAAUCAAGAAAUGGAAAGAAUAGCAGUCACAGCAAACCAUGUGCGAGCCUGAGUGGUACUACUCAGGAUUUUUGCACUCCUUUGCAAAGGAGGUUGCGUGAUGUUGAUUUAUCUGCUGUAACCCAUCGAACACCUCUGGCCAGGCUUAUCGAGAUGCAGUCAAGUAAGCAAACCAGGACUGGCCGUUUUCAACUCCCCGCUUCUAACAUCUUGCCACGCUCAGUGCAUGAUCCAAAGGCAAGUGCACAGCACCUCCGCAACCACGUUCAUCAGAGUAUUCGCAAUGAUGCUUCAAGGACAAUAAGCCUAAUUCAUAAUCACAGCAUUGACAGUACUUCAAAAAGGAAAGCGCAUAAUGGCGUUGAUUCGAGGUCUCAAAGUGGUAAGGAUGACGAUGUAACAGUGAUUGUUCCCGAGCCAGGACAGCUAGGUGUGAAAACUCCAGAAUGGUUUCAAAGUGACUCACAACGUGGAGUCAGGAAUCUGAUGGAGUCCUUCAACUCAGCAUGUACAACCGAAGCCGGAACAUCAGCCACACCAGGAGCUCCACCUAUGACUGGCAACAAUUCAUCACAAACAGAAGAAGGCGGAACAUCAGCAAGAUUGGAUGAAAACUUCGAUGGAGCCGAAGGUGAUGAAGCGGUCCAGGAUGAAGUUCACGGUCUUGAACUCCUGAUUUUGCUCAUAACUCGGGCCAAAUGCCAUUACAACCUACCCAGAUAUCAGGUGAAAACUCAGAUUUUUAAGAUUAGUGCUUUGUAUUUGGAGCUUUUAGUGAUUAGUACCUUAACAAUUAUCCGAGUUUCUGUUCUAAUUUUAUUAUGGGAUUUUACCUCUCAUUCUUGGCAGCUCAAAGUGAACAAAAUGUGCACAACGUUCACUUUUGUAUCUGGGCACAACCAUUCUUGGUGGAAGCCAGGGAAAUUUCUUUUCUGCAGCAAAGCAAGUUUAUGGCUCUUUUCUUUUCUGUGUAGACCAUUGUCUCCUUUAAUUCAAGCAAAUAGUUAGUGAGAUAGAGUUUUUUCGCUUCAUUACUAAAAAGAUUUAGAUACCAUUAGAAUAACACAACUAUGGUGUUUACGUUUCGUAAAAUUGUGGAAUCAAAGAGUUAGCGAAAGGGACACGUAACAAAAUACAGUUAAUAUGAGAUUAUUGGA
Daucus carota subsp. sativus is the source of this 1558-nucleotide messenger RNA. RefSeq lists its product as uncharacterized. The coding region runs from base 168 to 1409 and encodes 413 amino acids. The record is from RefSeq and is a predicted model, not a curated record. The transcript has 12 exons. Lineage: Eukaryota; Viridiplantae; Streptophyta; Magnoliopsida; Apiales; Apiaceae.